AUGUCGACCUUCAAUGGAUUAGUAGCCGAAUUUCCGGACAUCAGGGUCGACUUCUUUCGCUCCCACCCAGAUCUCCGCCCUCCACUCGCCUGCUUUCUUAGCCAUAUCCACAGCGACCACCUCGCUGGUCUGGAGACUUUACGGUCACCAUUUGUUUAUUGUUCCGCGGCCACUAAAGAGAUGCUCCUUCGGCUUGAACGAUUUCCAUGUCGCAUCAACUACGCCAAGGGCAUCUUAGAGGCCCGAGUCCAAACAUACCGUCACCUCAAGACCCUAUUGAAACACCCACUGUGUUGGAGCUCGAGCCAGGCAACCGCAUUCAAGUUACCUUGUUCAAUGCGAACCACUGCCCCGGCGCUGUUAUGUUUCGUACGUCUGCCAGAAUGCUCCGCCAUCUUAUUCAUAAUACUGACAGUCGUAGUGUUCGAAGGUGGAGGCAAGGCAGCGCUUUACACCGGUGAUAUCAGAAGCGAGCCGUGGUUCGUGAGUGCCAUAGCAAGAUCACCACCGCUAAUUGAGUAUUCUUGUGGGCUCAAGACAUUGGAUACAAUUUAUAUUGAUACGUCUUUUGUCGAUGACGUCGACUUUCCUCCAAAGUCUGAGGGCAUUCGCGAACUGCUGGAGAAGGUGUCAAAGUACCCUAAAGACACCAUCUUCCACUUUCAAGCCUGGACAUACGGCACAGUUACGAAGACGUCUGGAUCGUAUUGUCCAAAGCCCUUAAAACCAAGGUACGAGCUUCUCAUUGUCAGCAAAAGGCUCUGGCUGAUGCUGGGACAGAUUCAUGUGGAUGACUACAAGAUGUCAAUUUAUCAAUCUCUCGUGGCCAAGGAUACCGACAACAGAUUCGGGACACAGUUUCACCUCUCUCAUGAAGCCCCUGCCCUUGUCGGAUUCAUGUGUGGAAAUACCUACCACUCAGGUUGUCUCACACUCGAUCAGAACGUCCGACUGCAUAGCUGCGAGAAGGGAAAUUACUGCCCAACUGUGCAGAAAGACCUCUCUUCUGUGGUCUGGAUCCAGCCCAUCGUUACGCGUCUCCCCAAUGGACAAGAUAUUGCAGAGCUCGGUGUCGGUGGCGGCGGAGAGGACCUGGAGAGGGAGGCAGAACUAGAUUACCUAUUUCUGGAAGAUAUAGGAUCUCUUCUGGAAAUACUUUGUGAUACAGAGGAGGUGUCGAAUUCGAUGCAAGAGCAAAUACGUCAUUUUCUCCUGGGUGCCGUUGCGAGUGGGCGAAAAGUACCUCUUGAUCUUGAACGGUCAGCUCUCGAGGACAAGGACGAAAUUAAACUUGCCGAUGGGCUUCAUGCGAUCACGAAGAAACUGAAGCCACAAAACAAACAGCAUUCACUGAAUGAAUCGAAUGCAGUGGCGCUUCCAAGAACCAUAACAUUCCCAUACUCUCGCCACUCAUCAUUCCCUGAGCUCUGCGAACUGACAGAUGCCUUCAAGCCCAGAGAUAUUUGGCCUUGUACUGUCGAUUUACGGCGGUGGAUCGAGGAAGACAUUACCAUCGAGGGUCUCUUUGGGGCACAGUGUUCUGACAGUGUGUUUCGACACGACAAGGUUAUCCUCAGAAAACGUGCGAAGCUAGGAUGUGCCGAUCAAGAUAUGCUGGAUACACAGGCCACGACCGCUUCCACGGAAAGUUCGCAACGACAUAUACUGGAAGUGCCUGCUGGAGAAACAGAAUUGUCAGCAGUUCAUCAACAGCUUCCAGUUAUGGAUGCCAACGGACAUUCAGCUUCAGCGCUUGAUACCCCCCAACCCUCUCCUUCUGGAUCAAACUCGGACGAUGAUGUUGUAAUGGACGACGAUAUCAUAAUCAGGGAACAUGCGAGCUUCGAGGAUUUCGAUGGAAUAUACCCCCACAGCUCCCAACAGUCAAUAACAUCUGAAAAUGCACUCGAAGCUCGUAUCAAUGCCUUCCAGGCGAUGCUGAAUAACGCCCGAAAACCCGGGGGCAAGAGGAUCGAACUGAUAUCAACGACAGACCAUCAUACAGUCUUGGACGAGGAACUUGGAUUUGAUCAAACAUGA
Podospora anserina S mat+ is the source of this 2040-nucleotide messenger RNA. RefSeq lists its product as uncharacterized. Gene Ontology annotation, molecular function: 5'-3' DNA exonuclease activity; damaged DNA binding. The record is from RefSeq and is a predicted model, not a curated record. Gene Ontology annotation, biological process: interstrand cross-link repair; double-strand break repair via nonhomologous end joining; protection from non-homologous end joining at telomere. The transcript is spliced from 5 exons. Lineage: Eukaryota; Fungi; Ascomycota; Sordariomycetes; Sordariales; Podosporaceae. The coding region runs from base 1 to 2040 and encodes 679 amino acids.